UCACCCUCUUCUCGUCUUAACUCACUCCACCAGACCACUAUGGAACCCUAAACCCCCAAAUCUGAAACCCCAGCCAAAAUGAUUGCCAGAACUGCUCCUAAAUCGCUAACCAGAUUCUUCUCGCUUUCACGCCACCUUUGCACGGCCACCGGAACUCAAUCACAGAAGCUCGAAAGAAUCGCCGACGAGAUCCUCAGCCUUACAAAACUCGAAAGGAAUGAUUACGCAGUCCUCCUACGUUACAAGAUGGGUUUCAAUAACUACGGCCCGGCGGUGACCGGCAUUGGUUCACCAUCAUCCGCCGGCGCUGCCUCUUCCGGACCAGGAUCCGAUGCCAAAGCCGCCGAGAAGGUUGUUUUUGAUGUGAAGUUAGAGAAAUAUGAUGCAGCUUCGAAGAUCAAAAUCAUUAAGGAAGUUAGAUCUUUUACUGAUUUAGGAUUGAAAGAAGCGAAAGAUUUGGUGGAGAAAGUACCGGUGGUGGUCAAGAAAGGAAUCACCAAGGACGACGCUGAAGCAAUCAUGGCGAAGCUCAAGGAUUUGGGUGCUACUGUGGUAUUGGAAUAAACUUGAUCUCUUUUUAGUUCUUCAUUAUCAUUUUUGAAUAACUCUUGAAGCUCUUUUGAGUAGUUGCAAACGAUUUUUCUAAUUCGAUUGUUGAUUUCCUCAGUUUUCAAUGUGUUUUAGAUCAAAGUAUUAUAUAGCCACACAUUUUAGAAUGAAGAUUCCAUUGUAAUUCAUUGGGAGAAAUGUUGCACUUGAUGUUCUUUGUUA
Molecule: messenger RNA, 771 nt
Organism: Lactuca sativa (garden lettuce)
Lineage: Eukaryota; Viridiplantae; Streptophyta; Magnoliopsida; Asterales; Asteraceae
Product: Ribosomal protein L12/ ATP-dependent Clp protease adaptor protein ClpS family protein
Biological process (GO): translation
Cellular component (GO): ribosome
Molecular function (GO): mRNA binding; structural constituent of ribosome
Source: RefSeq, a predicted model, not a curated record